UUCUUUAUAGGGCUGGUUCUAACUAUAUUGACAACCUGGGUUUUGCUUCACUUACUGUGUGGAACAUGAAGACAUGGAAAGCCAUGACAGUCCUUCCUCUUGGAGAAGAUCCACCAGCAAUUACUUCUCUAUGCUUUAAUCACAAUGGAAAGAUUUUGGCAGCUUCUGCCGUUGAUGGAAUGAUUCACAUGUUUGACAUGUCUGCUGGUCUACAAAUCACUGGCUGGCCAGCACAUGAUUCUUCCAUCAGUUCUAUUCUGUUUGGACCAGAUGAGACUAGCAUUUUUAGCCUGGGCUCUGAUGGGAAGAUUUUUGAGUGGAGUUUGCAAAAUCAAGGUCAAAUCCUGUGGUCGAGAGACUCUAGCUAG
Molecule: messenger RNA, 368 nt
Organism: Glycine soja
Lineage: Eukaryota; Viridiplantae; Streptophyta; Magnoliopsida; Fabales; Fabaceae
Product: WD repeat-containing protein 91-like
Exons: 4
Coding region: 66-368 (100 amino acids)
Molecular function (GO): protein binding
Source: RefSeq, a predicted model, not a curated record